AUGAUGAAAAUCUUCUUCGCCGUUUUCAUAACUAUUCUCCUACCAGUGAUGAGUGAUGCUCGUUGUAGCUAUGGUUGCUCCUGUUCCGAUGAUAGUCCAUGGCAAAGAUGCUCAAGCUAUUAUUUUCAUCCUCGACAAUGUGGAAUCGUUUCAUAUUGCGAUCCCGAUUCAGGCUAUACUUGUCAAUUACAAAAGAAUUAUGGUGCAUCUUGUACAUACGAUUAUUCAUGUUUGUCUGGCAAUUGUGAUUUUUCAUCAAAGACAUGUCAAUCUAAAUCAUUCAAUUUUUUAUAUCCAAUUGUUAUACCGGCUGUAGCAGUCCUUUUUAUUAUCAUAAUCAUUAUUAUUUCGGUUAGCAUACGUCGACAAAGAAUGCGGGCAUUAGCACUUUAUCGAGCUCCCUAUGUGGUUCUACCAGCAGGUACUCCAUAUUCCUAUCAAAAUCCUUAUAUGGUUGCAGAAGUUCCACCGCCAGCUUAUCCAGGUGCUACACCAGCACCAAAACCGUAUCAAAGUGCAUAG
Messenger RNA from Adineta ricciae, 522 nucleotides. The record is from the annotation of a GenBank genome assembly. Lineage: Eukaryota; Metazoa; Rotifera; Eurotatoria; Adinetida; Adinetidae.